Molecule: messenger RNA, 210 nt
Organism: Colletotrichum costaricense
Lineage: Eukaryota; Fungi; Ascomycota; Sordariomycetes; Glomerellales; Glomerellaceae
Exons: 1
Coding region: 1-210 (69 amino acids)
Source: RefSeq, a predicted model, not a curated record
AUGGCUUGCCCAACGUCAUUUACGUCUCUGGCGACACAGUCUACCUCUAGGAGAUCCCCAAAGUAUUGUAGAAAUACCACGUCUCAGUUGCGAUCCUCAACAUUGGUUCAGCGGAGGUUGCGAUAUCAGACCCUCCUUUGCUGGUCGCCAUGGAUGGGAACGAGGCUGGGCGGCUGUUUCGCGAGAUUGGAGCGGAUGUCCUGGUGCUAA